AUGAUAAAAGUAUUACCUUGGAGUGAUUACGCCCUGGCGGGGAUUUCUUUGUUUAUUGGCGUCGCCUGCAACAUUCUUCAACCGCUGUUUCUCAGUCUUCUGUUAUCUCUACUCCUGAGAACUGGGACGGAGUUACAAAACAGCUGGCUGUUUACAUAUGCAAGCGGGCUUUUUUGCAGUUUGUUGUUUCGCGUGGUUGUUAUGAAUCAGUACCAGAGCAAAGUAAGUUUUAUGGGCAUGCGCUGGAGAACAGCCGCGAUUGGUGUCAUUUACAAAAAGGUAAGCGAUAACUGAGAAAACUUAUAACACAGGGGCGGAUCUAGGUCAUCUAGGGGGAGGGUGCAGGGGUGCCCACCCCCCGCCCCCCACCUGAGAUGACCUGCGGUUUUCUAAUACAACUGGUAAUUCCACAAAAAAAAAAAACUAUGUGGUUUAUUGGUGUUGAAGUAGAGCAAGAGACGAGUGCACCCCCUACUAAAAAAAUCCUGGAUCCGCUUCUGUAACAACAGAUCGCGGUGCAACCUGAAGCCAAUUACAUGUGUUGUUGUACUAAUUAAAAUCAGUUCGCGUUUUUUGGCCAGGCUUUGAUCAGGCGAAAUAGAAUUUUCGUGUCAUUCUCUUGUGCAAAAAUAUAGCUGUCUGUGUUUUUGAGAACUGCAUCUUAUAAAAGGGCUGAAGUACGUCCAGUCUAUUAUUAUUCGAGCAUGCGAAACAUAUUUUUACAGACUAACAGCGGCCUGGCCUGGAUAGAACAACUUUGUCGAUCUGAAAGAAUGUUACAUUUUAUCAUUUUCUGUGCUCUAAUUAUUCCUGUAAUCUUAAGAUCUACAGGCUACGCCUCAAAGAUCUCACACGUGUGCAGCCGGGUCAGAUAAUAGCCCUGGUUACUCAUGAUGCCCAGCGACUUGAUCAAGUCUUCCAGAAAGUAGGCUACAUUCUUCAGGGGUUCUUAGAGCUGGUAGCUGUAACUGCUUUAAUCUGGCGCCUUAUUGGAUUCCAAGCUAUAUCCGGGAUCAUAUUCCUUAUUGUUCUGUUAGCCUAUUACAUUGGAAUGUGGGACGUUUGCAUGAAGCUGCGCAUGCGCAUAGCAAGAUGGACUGAGCGGAGACUAAGCAUAGUGGAGCAGAUUGUGAGUGGAAUACGGGCCAUUAAAAUGAAUACGUGGGAGUGGCCUUACAAGAACCGGGUAGAGGAGAUACGAAGGUAAAAAAAAUAGCAUGUGUCUCUUACUGUACCAUAAAAUUUCACAUUUUGAAGAACAUGCAGUCUCAUUCACUCAAAGUAAUCACGGAACCCAUUAGUAAAAAAAUCAGUGAUAUUCGACAAAAAUCUACCCCAAGCUUGUUGUUAUUUUUUUCCUUUUUUAUUUAUUCGUUAUAGAAAAGAACUUCAGUACGUACGCCAGAAGAGUGCCAUUUUGUCUACAUUUGCGACCUUUCUUCAUACUAGCUCCAUUGUGGCAUGUUUUAUCUCCCUGACCACCCUAAUCAUCACUGGAGUUGAGCUCAGCACCUACAACAUUUUUAUGGUGCUCGCGUUUAUCAGAACCAUCCGCUUGUCUGCCUCAUCAACUUUUGCUGCCGGUGUAAACUUCAUAGGUGCUGCAGCUGGUUCGCUUGGGAGAAUUCAAUCGUUCCUAGAACUCGAAGAAACGGUUUACUCCGAGGGAAGCUACAGCAGAAAGAGAACACGCUCAAAGAUUCGAUCCUUCUUAGAUCUGACGGAUGCAGAAAUGUCCGAGUACCUUUCCAACGAGGACUUGACUAAGAUCUCCAAAGACAUCAAAGUCGGAAACACUGUUCCACAAUAUGAGCCCGCACUCAUCAAGCAGCAGUCUCUCGAUAUCGCGGAUAACCCAUCAGGUGAUCUACACGUAACCUUUGAAAAUGUAUCCUGUUAUUGGGGAAGUGGGAAUAGAUCAAUAGCAUUGAGAAAUGUAACAUUUAGGACCACCGCUAAAGAACUGACCCUUGUUAAUGGUCCGGUGGGAUGUGGGAAGUCCUCUCUCCUUGCGGCCAUUCUUGGGGAACUCCCUCCAACUGAGGGACAGAUCUCAAGCGUCGGAAAGAUCGCAUACGUGCCACAGACUCCAUGGGUGUUUAGCGACACCCUAAGGGAAAACAUUGUAUUUGGAAAGCAAUAUAACCCGUUCAGGUAUCAAGCUAUAGUCAAUGCCUGUAACCUGCAAAAGGACAUCGACAAGCUCUCUGAUGGCGACCUUACGCUUAUAGGAAGCAAUGGAUUUACUUUGUCACAAGAUCAGCAAGCUCGUAUUGGCAUCGCUAGAGCAGCAUAUUCAGACGCUGACAUCUAUCUUUUGGAUGAUCCUUUAUGUGCAGUAGAACCUAGAGUAGCUGAACAGGUUUUCGCCAAAUGCAUUUGUGGACUACUAUCAAAGCGAGUCCGUAUUCUCGUGAGCCGUCAGUUGCAGUUCGUGGAGCGAGUGGAUCAAAUCCUGACCAUGCGCGCAGGGACCAUAAUAAAUGAAGUGACCUCACAAGUUAUGGGUUACAGAUCUGUUAAGCUUCAUUCGCCAGGAGGAUCAAGAGAACCGGAAAGAAAAAUUCCUGUGAAUAAAACAGUGGAGUUUGUGAUAGAGGAAGAAAUCCAAGAAAAAUAUCGAACACGGUCAAACCUGUUUGAAGAAGAAGAAAUGAUGGGGCCUGUUUCCUUAACAGUGUACUGGAAAUAUCUUAGAAACGGCGCUUGUCUUCCUUUCCUGGUUGCUUUUGCUAUUUUUACCUUCUGUGUUCAAGGUAAGUACCCUUUACCAUUAGAAGAUUAACUCUGAUCAAAGUUUUGUUAACAUGCAUAAGAGUAUGUAACAAUGGAAAGGCCUCGCAAGUUAUAAUAACUAUUUUUAUUCGCAAGUCCCAAGUACAUUGCUAUUGAGGGUAGCGGUUUUGUGCGCGCCAACUUCAAAGUUCUUAGCAGUUCUUUUCUCUUCGAAAUAGACUGGAAGGAAAAUGCGGAAAUAACGCAAGUUAGAUCUGUUUAAGGAUGUAUAAGCUUUAUUUUAUUUUUGUCUAACAGGGGCUAUUCUUGUCCCGGAUAUUUGGUUACUGCGCAUGAGUGAAUUCGCGCCACGUCUGUCCUUGGAUCAAACGAGCUGGUACAUUUACGCUGCUAUGGUGGGCGGAGUUUUUAUGCUGACAAUCUUACGUGCAUCAUUUUUCUUCGCCACAACUCUUCGCUCCUCUGAACGUCUCCAUCAAAAGAUGAUUGUUUCUGUGCUUCAAGCGCCAAUCGCCUUCUUUGACACACACCCAACAAAAAGUAUUUUGAAUCGCUUCUCUAAAGAUAUCGGUUGUAUGGAUGAACUUCUUCCGAGUGUGUUCUUAGUCGCGAUUCAGAUGACAUUGUUCGCUAUUUCGGUCUUCUUGCUUCCUGUAAUUCUCAACCCAUGCGUGUUUCUGGUGGGAGGUCCUCUGUUUGUUUUAUUUAUCAUUUUCUGGAGCUACUACCUAAAGACCGCGCGCCAGGUUAGGAAACUGGAGAUUAGUUGCCGCAGACCGGUGGUUGGUCAUUUCUCUGAGACGCUGACUGGACUGGUGACAAUAAGGACGCACAGCAUGCAGAAAGCCUUUACGGAGGGCUUCUAUGGGUUUGUAAAAAUUUUUGUUGUUUCUCUUGCACAGCUNUGGAAGGAAAAUGCGGAAAUAACGCAAGUUAGAUCUAUUUAAGGAUGUAUAAGCUUUAUUUUAUUUUUGUCUAACAGGGGCUAUUCUUGUCCCGGAUAUUUGGUUACUGCGCAUGAGUGAAUUCGCGCCACGUCUGUCCUUGGAUCAAACGAGCUGGUACAUUUACGCUGCUAUGGUGGGCGGAGUUUUUAUGCUGACAAUCUUACGCGCAUCAUUUUUCUUCGCCACAACUCUUCGCUCCUCUGAACGUCUCCAUCAAAAGAUGAUUGUUUCUGUGCUUCAAGCGCCAAUCGCCUUCUUUGACACACACCCAACAACAAGUAUUUUGAAUCGCUUCUCUAAAGAUAUCGGUUGCAUGGAUGAACUUCUUCCGAAUGUGUUCUUAGUCUCGAUUCAGAUGACAUUGUUCGCUAUUUCGGUCUUCUUGCUUCCUGUAAUUCUCAACCCAUGCGUGUUUCUGGUGGGAGGUCCGCUGUUUGUUUUAUUUAUCAUUUUCUGGAGCUACUACCUUAAGACCGCGCGCCAGGUUAGGAAACUGGAGAUUAGUUGCCGCAGGCCGGUGGUUGGUCAUUUCUCUGAGACGCUGACUGGACUGGUGACAAUAAGGACGCACAGUAUGCAGAAAGCCUUUACGGAGGGCUUCUAUGGGUUUGUAAAAAUUUUUGUUGUUUCUCUUGCAAGGCUCACAGCGCAAGCUAGUCCAGAAGACAGAAAUGUUUUUAACGAAAGAUUUAGAAUUAAAAAUCCUUACCAAGUGAUUUAUUUGAUUUUAACUCAGUUACCAGGAUUCUCACAGUCAAGGAUGCUCCACAAACAUUUCUUGCGGGGGCUGGAUCGGGUUCCGCCUCGACAUGGUGUGCGCGGUGUUCGUGAUUGUAGUAACCGCUGGAGCAUUUUACGUCAAGUUAGAUGCAGGUAGGUAUCAUUACUGUAGGCUGUGCCUCUAACCUUUAAACUACUUCCAGUUAAAGACCGAAAGAAACUGGCUCUUUCAAUUUCAUUGGUUUUUCAGCGCUUACAAUUCUAUCGCUGAUCUACGCCCUGCAGCUGUCACUUGACAUGUCACAGAAUGGCAUCAAACGCUGUGCAGAAGUAGAAAACUACAUGAGUGCUGUGGAUCGUAACCUGGCCUGCUCUGAGAUCGAACGGGAGCCUGGGUACGCGAUCGAGAUCCAGCCUCCAAUACCAUGGCCUAAAGAUGGUGGAAUCAGUUUUGAGUGUGUUUCUUUGAGUUACAGCAGAGAAGGAUCAAGAGUUCUGAAAGAUAUCUCCUUCACAGUGCAGCCUGGGGAAAAGUUGGGCAUUGCUGGACGACCGGGUACCGGUAAAUCAUCGAUCGUGAAUGCUCUUUUUCGAAUGCCAGAAUGCGGAGGAAAGGUCACAAUUGACGGUGUUAGGAUAAACAACCUUGAGCUUCAAGCAAGCAGGCGCGGCAUGUCAAUUAUCACUAAGGAACCAAUUCUCUUCAUGGGUUCACUGCGCAUGAACGUCGAUCCGUUUCUAAACCACAGCGAGAAGGAAGUCUGGGAAGUACUAGAGAAGUGCCACUUAAAGUCCUGGGUCGAGAGUCUUCCAAAACAGUUGUACCAGGACCUCGCGGACUGUAGCGCGACAUUGGGUCCUAGUGAAAGACAGUUGAUCUCAUUUGCGCGUGCACUGCUACACAAAAGCAAGAUCGUGAUAAUAGAUGAAGCUACAUCCAGCGUGGAUUAUCGUACUGAUCGUCUUAUCCAGGAAGUGAUCCGUACCUGGUUUAUUGAUUGCACUGUCAUCACUAUCCCACAUCGACUGAGUACGAUUAUCGACUACGACCGCGUCAUGGUCCUGGAGCGAGGAAAGAUUGUCGAGCUGGACAAACCGGAAGUCUUGCUGAGGAGAAACGAUGGUUAUUUUGCCCACUUAUAUGGAAAUCAAUGUCCGUCAUGA
Porites evermanni is the source of this 5567-nucleotide messenger RNA. The record is from the annotation of a GenBank genome assembly. NCBI's taxonomy places the organism in Eukaryota, Metazoa, Cnidaria, Anthozoa, Scleractinia, Poritidae.